CACUUUCACUUCACCUUUUGCACAGAACAACCCUCUCUCUCUCUCUGUUAUUUUCUUGCAGCACCUUCAUUGUCACUCAGACUUGUGUCCCUAAUGUAAAUAUCAUUUUCCACCCUUUUCAAAAUAUCUCCUUAAACCUCAAAUGCUAUUAUUAUUCACUGUCCACACUUCUUCUUUCCUUCAACCUCAACCUCAACCUCAACCCCCACUUACCAGUUUUCCCAAAUUUUCGUUCUUUUUUCCUUUCCAUGAGUUGAUGCAUCUUUUUCAAGCUAAUUAAGCUUGAAUUAGCUGGUGGGGCUUUUUAAAUUCGUCGAUAAAAAAACAGUGUUCUGCUUUUUUUCUCUUGUGUUUUUUGGUUGCAGAUUCAGGAACUGGUGUGUGAGGAGUUGUUUGCUUGAUGAAUCUGUGUGCCGCUUCCACUUCAGUUCUCAAUUUCUUAUCGACAAUCGAGAUCUGAUUUCUUCAACUUGGGGUGUCAUUGACAUAAAUGCAAACAAUCUUGAAUUUGAAGGCAGUAAGUGAUUACUUAAAUCCCUGAAAGACAUGCAGUCAGCCUUCGUUCUGCUGAAAUGAAGAACUUGCAGACCUCGGAGGAAUUACAGUCAUCGACUCAAGCUUCUCAUGAGCCCAAGAGUGAACAACCAAACAAUCACACAACUGAUGCUCCUGUUACAGACACAGGCUCAGCAUCUGCUACAAGUAAUGACAGCAAAAAAGUUUCACGGCAGGAUAUUGAGUUUGUUCAGAAUUUAAUAGAAAGAUGCCUACAGUUAUAUAUGAAUAAAGAUGAAGUGGUUAAAACACUACUGACUCGGGCAAAGAUAGAUCCUGGAUUCACAACUCUUGUAUGGCAGAAGUUGGAAGAAGAGAACGCUGAUUUCUUCAGGGCCUACUAUAUCAGGCUAAAAUUGAAAAAGCAAAUACUAUUAUUCAAUCAUUUACUUGAGCAUCAGUAUCAUCUCAUGAAGUGUCCAAUGCCUGCAAAGGUUCCAUUGGCUCCAAUACAGAAUGGAAUCCAUCCAAUGCCUGUCAACAACCUACCUAUGGGGUAUCCAGUGCUACAGCAGCCUCCCAUGCCAGCAACAGGUCAACCUCAUAUUGACUCCAUGGGUUGUGGUUUAUCAAGUUGUCAUGUAGUUAAUGGAGUCCCUGCCUCAGGCAACUUUCACCCCAUUCGGAUGAAUUCUGGAAAUGAUAUGAUGAUGGACCACAGCGCUCCUGAUAUGGUUCCUGUUAUACCACCAAAUGGUACAAUGUCAUCUGUCUCAGAAAUGCCUGUGAGUCCGACAUCAGUAGCAUCCAGUGGUCAUUUUCCCUUCACUGCAUCAGAAAUACCAGGAAUGGGCGCAGAUACAUCAGCUCUUGAUACGGCAUUUACAUCUGAUGUGGUAAGUUCAGUAGGACUACAGCUUGCAGCAGAUGGUGGCAAUGGAAUUUCUAGAUCGCUGGAUCAAAUUCAAUGGAAUUUUAGCCUAUCUGAUCUAACGGCAGAUUUGCCAAACUUGGGAGAUCUAGGAGCUCUGGGAAACUAUCCUGGUUCACCAUUUUUGCCAUCUGAUUCAGACAUUUUGCUAGAAUCUCCUGAUCAACAGGAUAUAGUGGAUGACUUCUUUGUUAAUUCUGAGCCCCCAUGCUCUCAAUCAGAUGAGGAGAAAUCUUGAGGUGAGGCGAGUUGCAUGUUUUACAUUAAUUGUUAGGUUAGGGAAAAUUAGUAUUAAUAAAUGUCAUCUAGCUUACAUGGCAUACAGGUUUACUGUUACCUAAGUGUAGGCAGCCUGAUUUAUAUCAUCAGGGUGAAGAUAGAGAAUGUCAAUUUUCCAUGUAGUAGCAAACUAGCAAUCUUUUGCAUUCUUUUAAGAAAUCUGUUAUCAGGAUGAGUUGGGACAGUGGUUAGGAUGUAAUUGAUUUGAUGCAUUUGGAUUAUAUAUGUAUAUUGUUUGGAUCCUUGUCAGUCCAUUGGUUGGUGUGAUAUCUGAUUCACAUUGUUUCAGAGCAAUAUUUUAUUUCCUUGAC
This is a messenger RNA of Glycine soja, 2016 nucleotides long. RefSeq lists its product as uncharacterized. Bases 573 to 1664 code for a protein of 363 amino acids. The record is from RefSeq and is a predicted model, not a curated record. The transcript is spliced from 10 exons. NCBI's taxonomy places the organism in Eukaryota, Viridiplantae, Streptophyta, Magnoliopsida, Fabales, Fabaceae.